GCCACUUCUUGGGACGUUGACGACUGGAAGCGGCGUUUGGACCGCGGCGCUCCCGGGUUCUGUGGCAGCCGGGCUGCGGCCCCCCAGUGCCGUCGAGCUGGAAGUGGAGGGGCAGUGGUACAAGCGGAGCCCGAAGCAGCAGCAGCAGCAGCAGCCGCUCGACCCCUCGCCGCCGCCGAUGGAGGCGAGCCUGACGUGCGCCGUGUGCUUGUCGCUGUUGGAGGAGCCGGUGACGCUGCCUCUGUGCUCGCACAACUUCUGCCGGGGCUGCGUGCUGGAGUGCCUGGCCUCGGCCGAGGCCGCCCGCCUGCAGCAGCUGCAGCGGAACCCGGGGCGGGCCCGUCUCGGCCGCGGUGCGCCGGGGCCGGGGCCGGGCCCGGGCCCGUCCUGCGCCCGGGUGCCUUGUCCUCUGUGCCGGAAGCUGUGCCUCCUGCCCCGCGGCGGCGUGGCCGCCCUGCCCGUCAACACCACCCUGGCCGAGGUGGUCAAGCUCUACCGGUCCGGCGCGGCGGGUGCCGCCACGGCCGGGGAGGCGGCGCUGGGGCCGAAGCCGGGAUCCGACCCGCUUUCCCUGCAGGCGUUCGGGGGAAGCUGCCAGAAACAUCCGAGCCGGCCGGUGCAGCUCUACUGCCGCAUGUGCCGGCAGGCGGGGUGCGGGCAGUGCGUCUCCGAGGAGCACCAGGGCAUCUUCCACUCUGUCAACCUCAUAGACACGGUGUACCAGGAAGAAAAAUUAACCUUCUUUAGCACUCUGAAACAAAUGAGGAUAAUGAAUGAGAAGCUGGUGAAUGAGAUCUCAAAACGACCGAAUGAUGCAGAUAUGACAUUGAAAAACGAUGUGGAGAUAAUUGAGCUGAAAUUUGGAGAAAUUUUCAAAACUCUAGAAAUGAAAAAACAGCAAUUACUAGAAGAUGCUGGAAAUCAAAGAAGUAAAAAAGAGAAGGAAUUUCAGAUUUGGAAGAAAAUGAAAGAAACUCACAAGAAGACCAUUGAUAAUUUUUUGAAGGAUUGUGAAAAGCUUGUCCAUGAGUGUGAUCCUCAGUGUUUCCUGGAGGUUGCCUGUGGCUUGAAUUCAAGAAUGAAAACUCAGCUUGAUGUGAUGAAUAUAGCAUCCAACUGGGAAAAACCACCAGUGUAUAUACCAAAGAAGAUAGAUAUCAAGUCUGUGGUUAAUGAAAUCUUAGCAUUGGAGUUAACACCUGUUGAUGCAGGCAUUGUUCAAGAGCUACCUUAUGAAGGAAAUGAGAGCUCAACUCUAUUUAAAGAUACCUUAAAGCAAUGGCAGGACCAGAAGAAUAUACCCAACACAUUUCUUCCUGUAACAGGACAGGAUGAAGCAGACGGUAGCAGGAUCCCUACUAGCUUUAUGUCAAUAUCAGAAAUGUCAGCAUUUCAAAAUAUGAGCCAUGAGGAGCUACGUUACAAAUACUAUAUGGAACUUCAGAAGCUCACCAAUGUGUUUAAGACUCAAAAAUUCCCUGCAAACAAAAAGUAUAAAUUUGUAACUGCUGAGGCCUUCAAGGAUAAGUCGUCAGGAACUUCUUUUGUAUCUUCACCUACCAAAGCAAAUAAGACAGAUAAAAUAAAAAUGGGAGCCCUGCAAAGAGGAGAUGGCUUUGACAAAAGAAACUCUCCUGGAAGCAGUGCUCACAGCAUCCCAUCCACAAGUAGGAUCUUUUCUGAAACUAAUGGUGGCUUAAAAUUAUUUCAUGAGGGAAGUGGCCAGGAAGUAUCUGGUCCAGCCUUGUCAGAAGCCUCUCCAGACUUGUUAAUUAAAGAAAAAUGGCCAAGACAGGCAUCAGCAGGUACUGUUUCCAAGGAAAUGAAUUCAAAUUCUGGCACUUUAUUGGACUUAAAGCCAUCAGCAACAGUGGCUGUUACUGUUUCAACUUCAGAAUCUGUAGAUGUUUCAGCAGAGAGACCUUCAGGUGUACCUUUUACUUUCAGUGCAUCUAACAACUCAUUACCAAGAUUUAGUAAAGAUAGAGGUACAUUUUCCUUUAAAAAGCAAGACAAGAGAUGUACUUUCCCUCAGUUUUAUUUAGGGAGAUGUGAUAAGGUGGAUAAAACCAAUAACCAGGAUAAAUAUGGUCCUGAAGCCAAAAACAUAGUUUGUGAUGCUCCAACAAGUCCUAAUUUAGUCUCACCAGAAAGUGAGAAACCACACAUUUUGUUUCCCUUUGGCAAUUCAGAAAGAGAUUGGUUUGCAGGAUCAGAAGCUAGCAAUUCAUGUAAGGUGUUACCAUUAUCCUCAUUUUUCAGCCAAUCUGAGAAGCCAUCUGACAAAACAUUAUCUCACAUGAGGGAAAAAACACCUUGUGCAAAGGAAGCUGGAGGAUGUGGUACACAGAAACCAUCUGUCUUAGGGGAGCAAAAACCUCACACCUCAGAAUCCAGCACAACUGUAGCUUGUGGUACUUCAGACACCAACACCACAGCUGGGGUGAAUGAUGUCUCCAAGACCCCCCUUCUCACCAAUGAUUGUGUGUUUCCUUUCAAAAGUAACUUUCCAUUGCCUUCACCAGUAUUUUCAUUUGGAGGCAUUCUCAGAAAUACCUCUGAUUUGCUGACUUCUUCUGUGUUUUUUUCUGGAAACAGAACAGAAAAAAGUGAUAAGAAGAUGAAAUCUGACAAAACACUUCUAAAUGUAGGGAAGCCUGUAACUUCAGAGUGUGCAGCACCUGCUUCUCUUCAGAGUCAUCCAAAAUGCGAAGGCUCAUGUUUGCCUAUGAACUCAUCUGAAAACACUGAAAGUGCAGAAAGGCUUGGUGAUGGUAACGCUCCUCCUUGUCAGCCUUUAUGUUCAGGAGUCCUUCCUGUUGAAUGUGAGAAUGCGUCUUCCACUCAACUCCCUGAAGAAACGCAACAACAGAAAAUGGUAAAAGAUGAAGAAACUGUUGUUGAAAACAACUGUUUAUGUCCUAGAAGGGAGGAUGAACCUGAGCCUGUACAGUUCCAGAGCACAGCUUGUUCUGUUCCUGACACGUGCAAUGAUCCAUCUUUAGGAGGUUCUGUGCUUGCAGUAAGUGAGACAGGAAAAAUGCUAAGAGACAGCACUUCUGACACUUAAGAGCUAAGUCAAACAUCUGUCUCUACUGAUACCAGCCAUGCAUCAGAAUAUUUUUCUGUUGCUGAAGACAAAAUGUCAGGUAGAACAAAAUCAGAUGUGAAGAGAGACUGAAAAGGAAAAUAAGCUGGAAUGAAAUAAAUGCUACUUAAUACAUUAAAAGGUGGGCAUAGUUGUGAUUUUACAGCUGUUCUACCCACUUCUCACCAAUCAAGGUAUAUCUAUGUCAGAAGCAUAACUGCUUAUGAGCAGUACAAUGCAAUGAAGUGGUUUUUGUAGUAUAGUCAUUAUCUCAAGAAACAACCAAAAACGUCACGUCCUGCUCAAGACCAAAGCAUAGCCAUAGAUGCUGCAUCUUCAAGAAUGCGAACUUUCUGGGGUAUGUUUGGGGGAUGGGGAGCUGAGGUGUCCCAGAAAGCGAGCUGGGUGAAGCCUCAGUGGCAGGAGGGGAGUAACUUGCUGUCUGUGUGCAGCAGCACUUGCACUUAAAUGGGUAAGAGAACAGCCAAGAGCAUUCACCUCACAGGCAGGGAGGGAGGAAAGCCACAACAAAAAUAAAGGAUAUUGAAGGUGUUACUAAAAAUUGUUUUACUUAUCUCCCCUUGGCUGUUCCCUUUUCUGUGAUGUGUUUAAUGUAUGUUGAAGGUGUAAGUUCGAGUGUAAUUUCAAUAAUUUCUCUUGUGCUUUUGAAAUUGAAGCCUCAUACCAGUGUUCUUGUUACAUGCUGCAGAAGGGUGUCAGCUACACCUCUGAAGUGCUGCUUUCAGGAAAAAGAAACAUCACAAUUGAAUUUCAGCUCUUUUUGGCAACAGUUUGGGGAUACUUGGACAGAUUAACUUGCUGUUUUAUUGAAAGCUUUUGGAGAACCUAGCUUUUAAACCACAAAAACUUUAUUUUGAAAUCUAUGUAUAAUAAUAAGAAAAAAGGAAAACAGCACUUCUUACUAUAUAUUAAUGAUUUGGAAUUCAUGGAGUUUUUAGUCUGAAAAUCAAUACAAAGUAAGGAUAAAAAGACCACCUUUUCUACUUGCUGGCUAUCUUGUUGGAUCCAAGAAAUACGUGCUUUAGUUAUUGGAAUACACAGAAGCACUGUUUCAGAAUAAAGGUCUAUUUUGUUUACUGUUCAUGCUUCAGCAAAAGCUGAUGCUAGGCUUUAAAGAAAUUAAUUGUGUAUUAGAUAUGUCAACUGGCAGUAUUAAAUCAAAAUGCAGAAUGUUUAAUAUUCCUUCAGAAGUUUUCACUGGCAAAUCUCUGCAGUACUUACUAAUAUACUUACUGUGACAUAAAACUUAGAAAAACCAUUCUUCUUUCAGGAAAUUUUGACCUAAUUUCAUUUGUGUUCAGUUCUUGGCCUCAGUUUUUCUGUGGCAGUGCAUUCCUUUAUUAAAUGUGCUGAAACUUAUUAAAUGUUUCUAGUAUUUAUCACAAUUAAUAGUACUGCUUUUCUGUCUGCAUUAUAAUAAGGAAGGUGGUGAAAAUUCUCUUUAUGGUUAGUCUUUCAGUUCUUGAUGUUCAUCUCUUAAAUCUUACUGUAUUUCAGUUUUCUCCUAAGAUUUUUUUUUAGCUGUUAUCUCUAGACAUUCUUAUCAUGUUCUGCAUGUGUAAGAGAGAAAUGUUAAUUCAAAUCACUGGAAGACAAAGGCUGAGCAAGAUGAUAAUAGCAGUGUCACAGGUGGCAGUUGGUCUCACUCUAACAAAAGCAAGAGAAAUUGAACAAUUUUAGAAUCGGAGAGGCACCUGUAAAAUUCAUUGCCAGAAAGUUGCAAAAAACGUUUGUUUUCUUCUACACUGACAAAAAAAUUCCUAAUGAGCUAGGGUUAAUUAGAAAUUUUAAAGUUUCUGAAGCUUAACAUAUUUUCAACCUGUCUUCUGCUAAUUUCUGUUAUUUCAUGAGAGUUUGAUAAAACUAAACUUUCAUGCAGAUACUUUGUCUCAGUGAAAAGACACCAUUAUAGAGCAAAUAUACUACUAUAUACUACUUUGAAAGUAAAAGUUGUGGGUGUGGGGGUUUGCUCUAGUCCUGGGGCUGCUUUUCAAGCAUUGCUGUCCAAGUGCCUUACAGCACAGCAUUCAGAUUUUACAGGGCAGAUCGGAUUCACAUAGAAACAAACAAGAAGAUCCUUGUCCACUCCCUGGGCCAUACUAUGCUGAUCCAGAAGGGAGCCCUUCCCCUGUUCCCUGAAAAUGCUGUGAGGUGCAGAAUAACCUCUGGGUCUUAGGCAUGCCUCCUCCUGACUACUGUAAAAAUUAACCCUUUCCUGGAUGGAAGCAGGACAAUCAGUGAUCUUGGGUGAACCAGAGCUAAUUCAAAGAAAUGGGAUUCAGAGUUGUCCCUAAUGCAUAUUUUGCUUUUUAUCCAUAGAGAAUAACUUAUACCACUGUCUUGGUCAUAAUCAUAAAAUUCUGUGUAGCAGUGAGGACUGAUGUCAAAGCCUCACUUUGCUAGGUUAUCUAAACUUAGGUAUGUGUGUAUUUUUUUUCAGAUUACAAGCAAACAAAAAGGCAGUGUUAAAGUGAAGCAUUUGUCUGAAAAUACUACUGAGAAAUUUGCCCUUGCUGGGAAAAAAAACCAAAAACAGACAAAGAAAGAUUAAAAAAAAACAAACAAGAAAAAAACCCUAAAGCACCAAGGAAAAAGCAUAUUUUUUAAACUCAGUAAUUUGGUUUACGCAGUUCUGUAUCUUUCUGAUUCCUUAAAAUACAGUGGAUAAAAAAUUAAGCAAGUCUACAUAUGGUUGAAAAUUUUUAUUAAUCAAGCAUUGCUAUAUUGUUAUGAAGCCUUCUAUGUAUUUCAGAUUUUGUAAACUAAAUCUGCAGGCCAGUUUGAAAGCUUUUAUAGUGGUUCAUGACUAUACUACUUGGUGAUUUAAUAGAAACUUUGGAAAGCAAUUAAAACAGUUUAUUUUAUUAUAAUAGCUAAAGUACUUGUUGAACAUGCUUUACAAAUGAGCUGAAAGUUUCUAGUGCUGUCCUGCUGAGGCUAAUCUCUCCAGCUGUCAGAAAUGUGAUGUUUGUUCAAUGUCUGUCUGAGGGCUAUAUUAACAUAUAUGUCAUUGCCUGGAUAAAAGGUGCAACUGAAAGAUGAAGUACAACUACUUGGUUUUGUAACUAUUAAAAAAAAAAAAAUUUAUUAAAAACAAUUGUUUAGUUGACAUUAGAGCUGCUUAAAUGUCAAUUUUUAAAGGUUAACUUCCUAAAGCAAACUUUGCAUUAUUUUGUAUUUUUGGUUCGUUUAUCAUUUUAUUAUUGGUUAUUAACUAAAGCUUUAUUCUGAAAUUGUAUUUGAUAACUCAGAUCUAGUAACUUUCUAACAUAAAGACUGAUGGUCUCUGUGGUAAGACUGUUAAGUACUGGUGCUUUGGUUAGUUUUUAUUCUUCAGGUAACAUACUGCAGUUUCCCUUUAUAGUUUUCUUCCAGCUGUUUAAA
Camarhynchus parvulus is the source of this 6493-nucleotide messenger RNA. RefSeq lists its product as uncharacterized. The record is from RefSeq and is a predicted model, not a curated record. The coding region runs from base 179 to 3070 and encodes 963 amino acids. The transcript is spliced from 8 exons. Gene Ontology annotation, molecular function: zinc ion binding. NCBI's taxonomy places the organism in Eukaryota, Metazoa, Chordata, Aves, Passeriformes, Thraupidae.